Messenger RNA from Orbicella faveolata, 2849 nucleotides. RefSeq lists its product as uncharacterized. The record is from RefSeq and is a predicted model, not a curated record. NCBI's taxonomy places the organism in Eukaryota, Metazoa, Cnidaria, Anthozoa, Scleractinia, Merulinidae.
CAAUUUGGUUCCAAUAUUUUAACAAGGAUUCAGCUGUCUGUCAAAGUCAAACUUAAAAAGUUUAUUUGUGUCCAACACAAGUAUUGACAACACCGCAGUAAAAUGCUCUGCGCAUGAGUACAAAUUUGAGCUUCCAGUCAAUUACACAUUUCUGGUUACGUAUUAAAAUCCAAUGUAAACAAGAUAAAAUCCCGUACCGCAAAGUUUGAAAACUAAAAGUAAGAGUUAGCAGAAGAAAGUAGGGGAAAGGUUUCUCUCAUUAAAAAGUUCAUUUUUAUUUUUAGUUUCAAGCGCUUGCACCAACAACAAAAUAUGAGAGAAUUUCGGGCGCGUUUGCGCUCUACAAGAACAAUUUUUUUCCACGUAGUUCUCCUUGUUGCGCUGGUUUUGUUGUGCAGUUCCUCCGCAGAAAAAUGUGGAAAAGCCGACAAAAGCAGCUGUAAAUGUGCAGGCAAAAAAUAUUUUCUGUCUGAAGAUUUAGCCAGAGCUGCCCAACUCCAAGUGGGCUCAACAGUUUGCUGUGUCCAUACGGACAAAAUUUGGAGGAGCAACAACAGGUGCUCUGUUCCAAGAGAAGACCAUUCGCGAGGCCUCAGGAAACAGCGAAUUCCUGCGAGACUUUUUGCUGUCCUGGAUGCCAUAGGAGUGACAUGUCAUGGGUACAAGCCUGGUACACGGUAGUGCUACAAAUGCUGGGCCAGAGUAGACAAAGAAACAAGAUUUACCUCGCAUCCUGACUACAUGCUACCGGUGUUACGAACUACUGAACAGGCCAGUUAAUUAGCCAUCGCUUAAUUAUAAUUGACACGCAGGUUCACACUGCCUUGGAUUGCUGCAAAAAUUUUCGGAAUCUCCUAGCCCCUCUUUCAAAGAUUUCAAAGAUUUUUGUUGCAACAAUAAACAAGUUGUUUGUAUCAAACUUUGUAAAAUUUGUGGCGAAAUAGACACGAUACCUAAAAAUUCAUUUUACAUUAAAUAGUUGAUUAUAUUUCGUGUUAAAUGAUCUCAAGUCUUACGCAUGUAUGGUUCUCUACUAGGAUGGAAAUAAACAAACCUCACAUGACAAACUUCAAAAGGUAUUUAUAUAAAAAUUAUCUCUACUAUUUUUUAUUUUACUCCUCUUGACAACAGUACAGUACGGUCAAUUGCUUCACUGAAAUUCAUUGUUGGGGUGUAGGUAGCAAAAUGCUACCUCAGGUGGUUCAGUCUAAAAUUGGUAUAUUUUGGAAAGAAAAAGGUAGUCACAGAAGUUGGGAAAUAUUAUUUUGAAAAAUUAAUGGCCAAACGAAUUUAAAGGAAAAUAAUAAUUUUAUAGACCGCAAAACAAGCACUUUAUGCCACUUGACGAACUUCUUUUUUCUAAGACCAUAGUAAGUAGUGGUAAGACCAAACCCCUAAAAUUGAACAAAAUAAUUUUGUCUGAAAUUAUGUAAUUACACAUCACAUAUACUUAUUGAAAUUAUGUAGUACUCCACUGUUGUCUCCACUCUGAGGAUUCAGUUAGAGGGGUGUCCAGGAAUCCUAUGGACACCCACUUUUUGAAAAAAAACAACAACAACAAAAAUUCACCUACUCCAUUUUUCAUUUAGUGAGGGGAUGUGUUUUUUGGACAUCCAAUUUUCAGUAUCUGGAUACAAACAAACUCAUCACUAAUAUGUGUAUUUCUUUCUUUUUUCAUUUAGAUCUUGCGGUUUACUCGCUCACCAAUUUUAAGACUAGACAAGAACUUAAAGCAGCAACACAGCAGUAGUGAAGGCCUCCAAAAAGUUCAGAACCACUUCCAAUUGCUGUUCCAAAGACUUAAAUUUCCAGAAGAGGCUUGUGGAAUAGACUUGCAGUACCCAAAAAGCCAGCAAACAUCCAUGGUGGAAAUAAACAUCAUUUGGGGUGGUAAAAAUAAAUGGCUAUGGUGAAGUUACAGUGGAUAAAACAGUUUGGAACAGGAUGGCAAAAGUAAUCCAUGACUUUACUCAACUAUCAGAAAAUUCAUUUGACCAGCUGAUCGGAAAAUUUCAGAUAUCCUUGCAACAUCAUUAUGAAAGCAGUGAUGCUGUACCACUUUAUGAUCCUGGACAGAUAAAAGAGUUUGCAGACAAAAGUGCUCCUGGUCUUUUCAAUGUCAUUUUGCAGUCUAUUCUUUGGGAAGAUCCAAGAUUGAGUGAAGAACACUGUGUAUUACAGGAAAAAAGAACUGUUGUUUUGUUGCACAUAAUAGCAUAUUUCAGAUCUCAGAAAACAAAUACACCUCAAAGAGAAGAGGGAUUAUUUAUCCAGCAACAUGGGGCAUCCAGAGAUGUUAUCAAUUCUGGAAGAAUUUUAGGUUUCAGCACAAACCCAAGGGAUGUGGAUGGUCAAAAAAGCAGGCUCCUCAGGGACCAGCCAAUGUUUGUAAACCUUCAGAUUUCAAAUGCACUUCAAGUGAGUUUAAAGUGGUUUAAAAUUUGAAAGCUAUAACUUUAAGUACUGUAAAUUAAAAACUUGUCCAGUUAGUUGAACAGUCUUUUGAAUACAUAUGGAUAGGCUAGCAAAACAGUAGACCAAGAAGGAAAUACUAGGUUAUUGUAAGAUAGAAAAUCAUAUUAGUCAAUGAAAUGAUUGUAAAUAUUACUAAAUUUAUUGUUUCAAAUGAAAUCAGUGAGUUACUACACAGGUCUGAUGGUGUUCUGCCAGAAAAGAUACAAGUAAAAAGUAAAAAGUAAAAAGGCAGUGACUUAAAAUGUGGAUGAUUCCACUAAAGAGGUGUCCACCUACAGUCCACUGUAUGCAUAUUCACACAUAAAAGCAAAUUUUACAGUAAAAAUACUGACAGAUAUUAUUUUGAUCAUUGUUUACAGGACAAGAGCUUAAUG